Messenger RNA from Hyla sarda, 638 nucleotides. It is a transcript of the gene PPP1R35, whose product is annotated as protein phosphatase 1 regulatory subunit 35. The record is from RefSeq and is a predicted model, not a curated record. NCBI's taxonomy places the organism in Eukaryota, Metazoa, Chordata, Amphibia, Anura, Hylidae. Gene Ontology annotation, molecular function: phosphatase binding. Gene Ontology annotation, biological process: negative regulation of phosphatase activity.
AGCGCCGCUGCUGUGAUUUGUUUUCUGCACUGUUACAGUCCUGCCAUGACUCCGUGCCGCCAUCUCAACAAGAGUUUAGAACUAGAAAAAGAGAUAAAGAUGGCGGCCCCCGUCCCGCAGUUUUCACUUCGCACAGCGCGACCUCUUGUGAUCGCCGCAGCUGGGUCACGUGACGGUUCAGGGGCGGUUGCUAUGGCGGCGCCCGGGUUUUGUUCACAGAAUUGGAAUAUCAACGGCUGGAGCAGAUGAGACAUAGAACUACAAGUCCCAGCAGGUGCAGAUGUCUCUCGGAGGUGAAGAGGAGGUGGCCCCCCGUGCCCCCCAGCCUCUGACCCUGCGCCCGGAUCAGACAGAAGCGCACCCCCUGCUGGACGUGUCCCUGACCCCGGAGAAAGGCGGCGGGAUCCUGAGGCGGGAGACGGCGGAGCGCAGGAAGGGGCAGCGUCAGGUUCGCUUUGAUGUGGAGGAGGAGGGUGAUGGGCGACCAUUGGCCGCAGCCAGAGUGCACAGCAGUGCAGCGCUCCAGAGCGAGGUGCGGCGGGAGGCGCAACAGAAGUUCAAUGCAGAAAGUGCGGUGCGGGCCGAGCUGGUUCGAUCGUUCACCGUGAGACGUGGUGUGGAGAGUGAAGCCGCCAGAG